AUGAUCGCUCGUGGUCGCAGAGGCGGCGACGUGCCCGUCAUCUUCGUUCACGCAGGAGCGGGAUAUCACAGCGUUCAGAAUGAGGGUGUUCACCUCCAGGCUUGCAACGACGCCGCGAAGGCUGCAAUGGCCGUGCUCAACAAUGGCGGAACGGCAGUUGACGCUUGCGAGAUGGCAAUCAAGGUUCUCGAGGACCGUGAGAUUACCAACGCGGGAUACGGUAGCAACCUCGCAAUGGAUGGUGUGGUGGAGUGCGAUGCUGUUGUUGUAGAUCACCUUGGCCGUAGCGGGGGAGUAGGAGCCGUUGCACAGAUUAAGAAUCCAAUCUCCCUCGCUCGGCUUGUUCUGGACCAUUCCAGUAAGCAGCUCACCCUUCGCCGCGUUCCACCCAAUCUGCUCGUUGGCCAAGGGGCGGUAGAUUUUGCAUUCGAUCAGGGCAUGCCCGUAAUGCCUUACGAUGCUCUGGUCUCUCCUGCCGCUCGCGAGCGCUGGAUACGAUGGAGAUCAGACCUCAAGUACGCCGAGAGGAAAGCGCGCAAGGCCGCUGGCGAAUCUGCACUCGUGGUGUCCUUGCGUACGGAUACUGAUCCUGCAUUCGAGGAGCAAACCAGAAACAGGAUGCGCCGAGAGCACACGCAAAUGCUCCUCGGCAACGGUUUCGCCCGUGCGAGCUCUGUGUCAUCCUCGCCUAUUCCUUCACAUCGUGGCCUAGACUCGUCGCCAUCCAAGACUACAUUAGGUUCUGCGAGCGCGACACCAGAUUCGGCAUCGUCGUGCCCAUCCGACCAGCAAGAGUACAUAGACCCGAACGGCCCCCUACUGCCGGUGCAAGAAUCGAGCCGGAGUUGCUUCGUCAACAGCACACAACAUGUCCCAACCCUGGCAACCCUUAAUUCUGCUCAAGACAUGGCUGACGAUGCCAAGUCGGAAGAGUUCGAUGACAGCGAUGUGCAGAUGAGUGAUGUGGGCGACUCGUUCGAUCCCUCAUGGCUCGAGCGUCGGCAAAGAGGACGUGACUGGAACGAUGGAUCAUCUGGGGAAGAGUCUUCUGCCUCUGACGGGACGCUUCAUCUACCUUCCGUAACCUCUAGCCCGCCUCCAAUCGCAGUUCAUACACCUCUACCCGGUACGCCGCCCGAGAGCUUGCUGGAGCAGCCAUCGCCUCGGGCUUCGACGCCGCUGGGGCACGUGACCGCGUCGCCGCCUCUACCGCCCUCGCCUUUACUGAGUAAACUGAGGAAAAUUACAACUCCUGAUUCUUACUUCCCAGGCCAGAAUGAAGACCACAUCACCGACACUGUCGGCGCCGUUGCCAUUGACUGUUACGGCAACAUCGCUUGUGGUGCCUCGUCCGGUGGCAUCGGCAUGAAGUAUCGCGGUCGAGUCGGUCCCGCAGCGCUUGUCGGCGUUGGUGCUGCUGUCGUGCCAAUGGACCCGAGCGACAAGCAGAAGACUUGCGUCGGUGUCGUGACCAGCGGUACUGGCGAGCACAUGGCGACUACUAUGGCUGCAACCGUAUGCGCUGAGCGGGUGUAUCAGGGCACGAAAAGAAUAAAAGGAGGGAUGUUUGAGGCUGCGGAAGAUGAUGAAGCGCUGCGGGCAAUGAUUGAGCAGGAGUUUAUGGGCCAUCCUAGCGUGAAGAACAGCCACUCGGUUGGCGCAAUUGGUCUCUUAGCCGUCAAGAAAACAAGGGAUGGAGUAUACCUCUACUUCGGCCACAACACUGACUCCUUCGCAAUGGCGUCGAUGCACGCCGACGAAGUCCAUCCGACCUGCACCAUGUCACGAAGCCGCGGCAACGGUCAGAUCGCUCAAGGUGGAAGAGCCAUACGGUACCGACGGAAAAAGUAG
This is a messenger RNA of Coniosporium apollinis CBS 100218, 1851 nucleotides long. RefSeq lists its product as uncharacterized. The record is from RefSeq and is a predicted model, not a curated record. The transcript is spliced from 5 exons. The coding region runs from base 1 to 1851 and encodes 616 amino acids. Gene Ontology annotation, biological process: protein maturation. Lineage: Eukaryota; Fungi; Ascomycota; Dothideomycetes. Gene Ontology annotation, molecular function: threonine-type endopeptidase activity.